ACAUUGUUGAUUACGUAUCCGAAGCAGACGGUUCAUUCAUUGUUUCAUCUAUUAAUUAUUUUCGUUUGGUUGAAAUUUAAAAAAAAGUGUUUUUUUUUUAAAUAUAGUGAACAAUUGUCCAAAAAUGCGUUUAUUACUGGUAACCGCGGUUACUUUCCUUUUUGUGACUUUGGUGUAUUGUAGUGUCGAAAAUAAAUCGGAAGAUGAAAAGUCAGUGAAAAUUGAAGAAAGUUCAACGAAAACAAAGCGUGGUAUUCACGGAUAUGGAAGUGGUGGUUUUAGUUAUCCUCUACCAGUUUUUGGGCGAUAUUCACCGUAUGCCAGAUAUCCUGGUUCAGUUACCAAUUAUGCUCUUACUCCUGGGAAUGCUGUUGUUCACUCAUUUAAUGUGAACUAUCCAAAAGUUAUUGUAUCCAAGAUAAGACCAGCAAUAUCUCCACAGAUUUUGAUUCAAUCGAAACCGGUUUUACCAGUUUAUGCAAACCGUUAUCCAGUCUUUUUCCAAAAAUCUAUAAUUCAAAAGCCAAUAGCUUCAAUUGUUCCGGUUUCACAAUUUUCGACACCUGCAUUUAUUUCAUCUAGUUCACCGCAUAUUCAUACUGUGAAUACAAGUCCAUCCAGUUCACCGCAUAUUCAUACUGUGAAUACAAUUCCAUCCAGUUCACCGCAUAUUCAUAAUGUGAAUCCAAUUGCAAUACCUAACAAUUUACCACAACCAACAUUAAUUUCGCAAGAUGGAUGGAGACCUGUUUUCUCUUCAGUACAAAAUGUUCAAAGCAAUCCAAUCAAUCCACCGGCUGUUACAGUCUUACCUCCACUGAAUCCAUCCCAUUUAUCAACUGGUCCAAGUCUUACUCAAAUGUCAAAAAAUUACUAUCUACCACCAGAUCCAUCAGAACAAUAUCAACAUCAACAACAACAUGAUCUCCAAGCGCAUUUACAACAGUUACAAGCGAUUCAACAUCACCAAAAUUUCUUUCGUAGUGAACAGAAUGAAGGCUUAAUAACCCCAUUGUCUGAACAAGGUUAUGAAACAGCAUCGAAUAAUGGUAUAUAUGCUGGUCCCUCGUCCUACGAUCCAAAUCCAUCUGGACCAUUGUAUGAAAUUCAUAGUCGAGGUCAAUUUAAAUAGAGACUACAAACUACCAAAUAUGAAUCCAUUUGUUAUUUUGCUUUAGAAAAAGGUUUUAUAAUAUCAUAAUAAUUCAUCAAAAGUUGUAGUUUAGUUAUCUGAAAAAAUCAAUUUCUUUUUUCAAAA
This is a messenger RNA of Contarinia nasturtii (swede midge), 1258 nucleotides long. RefSeq lists its product as uncharacterized. Lineage: Eukaryota; Metazoa; Arthropoda; Insecta; Diptera; Cecidomyiidae. The coding region runs from base 125 to 1132 and encodes 335 amino acids. The record is from RefSeq and is a predicted model, not a curated record. The transcript has 3 exons.